This is a messenger RNA of Symbiodinium natans, 3510 nucleotides long. The record is from the annotation of a GenBank genome assembly. Lineage: Eukaryota; Dinophyceae; Suessiales; Symbiodiniaceae.
AUGGAGGAGGAACCGCCAGAAUGUCCUUCCAACCAGGCGCCUGCUUCGCCGCUGCGGUGCCUACACCACGUUUCUCCAGCUGCUACAGCUGCGGACACGCCGCAAGAUGUGGCAGCAGAGCAUCGCAUGCACGACCCGCACGACUUGCCUGGUGCAGCCCACAGUGCAGGCCACAGUGCAGGCCACAGUGCAAGCAACAUCGACGCCGCGCAGCAGGGUGGGCCGCAGCCGGCGCAGCCGGCACAGCCAGCACAGCCGUUGACCGCACAGGAGGCCAGCCGAAGCAGCCGAAGCGGCGUUUCUGCGGCUAGCAGGCCGCUGCUGACCUCCCAGCAAACUCCCUUAGACUUGGAUGCGGAGGCUUUUCACCUGCGCCCCAUGCGGUCCACGCCACUGCGCGCGCUGGACGAAGGCGUCGGUGACGUAGCUGGCGUUUGCUGCGCAGUCAAGGCCAGUUCACCUCGAGCUAAGCGGCGGAAGUCGGAGCAGACUUCAGAGAAUUCGUGGUUGAGUGGUCAGGCUCUAUUGCAAUGGCUCUUGAAGCGGCGUGCGGAACGAGGGGUGAGCCCAACUAAGCCGCACAGCACGAUCCCAGGGUCUAGCGGCCGCUCUGUGAGAGAAGACGAGCCGGACAGAGACAGUGACGUGAGGAGUCGAGCAUCUGCCAGGACCUGCCACAAUGCGAAGAAACUGCUGCAAGAACAGCUCAAGCACUUUAAGGUGCUUUUGGGUGGCCACGAGAGUGACGAGGCCGAGUUGACCGAGUUUGGGCUGUCGGCUCCCCCGCCUGCUGCAAAACCGCACCGCCGGAACCAGAAGUCGAGCCCAGUUCACGAGGGCGCCGUGCUCGUUCUUCCUGGCACCUGCUUGCAAGUCAGCCCUGUGCUGGGAGCCGAAGCGACGGAUGCCUGGGACCGCAUCAAGCGCAAGGUCCUGCUUGAAGCCACACGAGCGCAGCGCCGCGCAUCGAAGGCGAAGGCGAAGAAGCCCGACAAAGAGAAGUCUUCGGCAGUUCCGUGGAGGAGCUUGGAGCUGUCCUCGGAGCUUGCCGCUUUCGACCGGGCACUGCAGCAACAACGACGUCGCUGCGAGCUGGAGCCUGGGCGCCGUGUGUUGAUGCGACAGCUUGGCGCCCAACCCAAGGCCGGCCUCUUCGAAGAUCCGCCCCAGGGCUCGCCCAUGGCCUCGGCCGCGCUGGGCGCGGCCAUGGCGGGGUCUCUGCCAGCUGAGAGCACGGGCAACGAGCUCCAGGCGGCGGCCCUCUUGCCCAGCAGAAGCAGCGGCAGCCUCUCGCAGAUGGUGGACGCGGCCCGGCCGGGUCUCCUCGGCACCUGGCACCAAGUCGAGUCGAUACCCGGCAAGGAAGGCGAGGAGGGCAAGGAUGUGCUUUUGUGCACUCGGCUAUUUCGGGAGACGUGUGUGGGCGUCAGUAGCACCUAUGCAGGGCGCAUGGCAAGAGAGGGGCUCACUAAGGACUAUCCUUUAGCACCUGCUGGUGGUCAGGAGCAUUGUCUCUGUAGCUCCUGUUCCGAAUGGCUCUCUCGCAGCAGCAGCAAAUCACAUCAGUGCCAAAAGCAUGUGGGUAAGCCACAUGCACCGAAGGCUUGCCCAAAGGGCCUAAAGCUCUUCCACCAAUCCUGGGAUGGCCUAGAGCUGCGACUCUCCUUCCAACACAGCCGGGACCGUGAGACAGUGGAAAUCUCCUGCGAGGCAUCUCUGGACAACGCUUUGAGACGGCUGCUGUGGCCCCAGGUUUGGGAAGCAACGCAAGUCAGAAGCAGCUGGCGACUGACGAAGUUUGAUGGCUCGCAGAGUGAGAGUUGCCAAAGCUCGCUGGUUCACCAGGAUCUAAGAUUAAAGUUGCCAUUGGACAGCUUGCCACAGCAGCCUGCACGCUUCCUCCUUUCAUCUGAGCAGCUGGCCUUGCUGAAGUGGAUACGGCAGCAAGAAGAGAGACCUCCCUUCGAGUCCCAGCAGAGGAUCCGCCAAGCCCUGUGCGAGACGGACCUGGCCUGCGAGCUCCAAAUCUCCCGGGAGUAUCCGUUCCGCGGUGGCCUCAUCUUGACUCGAGGCUGCGAAAGUGGCGAGGUCUGCUUUGAUCGGUCGGUGGCAACAUGUGUACUGGCAUUGAUCGAUGAGGAGACACAUGCGCCUCCAACGCAGCCGAGACCAUUGCUGAACAGACGCAGAUGUCGAAUUGAAGCCUCGGGCACACUGAUCCUCGCUCACCAGCAAAGCAUUCAAUAUUGGCAGCAAGCAUUGGAGGCUGCAUCUGGGCCGGCCCACUUGCGUGUGGUCAGUAUCGCCAACCAGCGCAGGAUGCGGAGCCUCACCGUUGCGGAGGUAGUUGAGGCCGACUUGAUCCUUGUGAACAUGCAACUGUUCAGUUCAGAAGCUUAUCAGCGUCACUUCGACAGUAUCUCAAAGCCUGGCUUGCAAGUUUGGGACGCGUCCUACUUGCAGAGGCAGAUGGACAUCGAUGCCGAUGCAGAUGCGCCGGAAAGUGAGCAACGACAGCAACGCGAGCUGUGCCACGAGGGUGAAGUGAGCUUUGAGCAGGGGGAUGUGGUUCUGAUCCACGGUCUGAUCACGAAGGCCCACCUGAAUGGACGUCGGGGCCAGCUGAUUGGCUGGCAGGAGGACACCGGCAGGUGGUCUUGCCUUUUGCUGGAGCCGGCCAAGAAAGACGCUAAGGCGGUUGUCAAGGGCCUGCGGAAGCAACGAAAGCAGCGUCAGCGCCAACCUCGUCCCGAGAGUGGUCGGCUCAUCAACAUUCGCCCGUGCAAUGUUCGUGCCCUUCGAGGAGUGCCAAAGGCUUCGGCACGAAAACGACGGAUGGUUGAGACGCCGCUGAAGGUGUCGAAGUACUACUCCGAGCUGCGCUCCCGAGAGGAUUACAUGGCUCGCCGCCAGGUGGAAUUGGAGCGUCACACGUCGCGCCUCGUGCGCCAGGCGGUGUCAACUGGUUUGUCAGCUAAGGAGGAGCCCUCCGCGUGCCAACCAGAGACGGGAGCUGAGGCCAUGCCGGAUGAGGUUGCGGAGAAGGUGCAGUUCCCGCUGCUCGCUUCUGCGGCAUCCGAAAUUGCCGGCAGCCCAGCCUUGCUGGAGAUGUUCCGCUUCCGGCGCCUGGUCAUCGACGACUGCCAGCUCAUUGCCAGGCCGCUGGAGCAGCUGGUGUCCAGCGGUUCCUACAGCGGCGGUUUGAGCCAAUACCUGGCCAAGGUGGCGCCGCUCUAUGCCGUCCAUGCCAUCGAGGCUCAUGCCCGGUGGGGCAUUGCUCCCUCGAGGUCCUUAGGCGACGGGCUCGCUGACGUUGCGCCGCAGAUGCCUCGGAUGAGGCGUUUCAAGAGUAGCCAGCAACUGCACCUCGCUGCUCGGUUCCUGGACUGCCACUGUCAGGCGCAGCGAUUUCUGCAGAGGUACGCUGCAGCUGUAGAGGACUUCAUGCCCUGGCAUGCCCUGGUUACAGUGUCGACUUGGAUGUGGUGUCGACUUGGUUCCUGCCACUAG